Messenger RNA from Hippopotamus amphibius kiboko, 1742 nucleotides. RefSeq names its product myosin binding protein H (gene MYBPH). NCBI's taxonomy places the organism in Eukaryota, Metazoa, Chordata, Mammalia, Artiodactyla, Hippopotamidae. The coding region runs from base 65 to 1513 and encodes 482 amino acids. The transcript is spliced from 11 exons. The record is from RefSeq and is a predicted model, not a curated record. Gene Ontology annotation, molecular function: protein binding.
GACGCACAGACCCUCCACUGCUAACCCCUGCGCGCUCCAGACUGACCCUCCAGCAAUCCCUGCAAUGACAGGAAAAACCACCUCGGAAGCCCCUGCCUGUGGUCCGGAGGAGACUGCCUCUGAGUCUGCACACGUGCCCGCCACAGAGCCCUCUGGAGAAGCGGCAGCACCGGAGUCUACCGGGGAGGAGCAGGCUCUUGAGCCACAGGAGCCUGCCCCUCGGGCACCUGCCCCUGCAGCCCCUGCAGCCCCCGCAGCCACUAAACCUGCACCUCCAAGUGAAGAUGUCCCCAGUGCCCCGAUGCUGCUGGCCGUGGAGGAUGUGAGUGACAGCGCGGUGACUGUGAGCUGGGAGCCCCCCGAGAGGCUAGGGAAGCUGGGGCUCCAGGGCUAUGUUCUGGAACUCUGCCGAGAGGGAGCCUCCGAGUGGGUGCCUGUGAACACCCGGCCCAUGAUGGUGACCCAGCAGACCUUGCGGAACCUGGCUCUAGGUGACAAGUUCUUUGUGCGUGUGGCUGCAGUGAGCUCUGCAGGGGCUGGCCCACCAGUCGUGCUGGACCACCCUGUCCACAUCCAAAAGAUCAUUGAGGCCCCCAAGAUCCGUGUUCCCCGCCACCUUCGUCAGACCUACAUCUGUCAGGUGGGAGAGUCAAUUAACCUGCAAAUCCCCUUCCAGGGGAGUCCCAAGCCUCAGGCCUCGUGGACCCACGACGGUCAUGCCCUAGACAGCCAGCGGGUGAGUGUGCGCACCGGGGACCAGGACUCCAUCCUCUUCAUCCGCUCAGCCCAGCGCUCUGACUCAGGCUGCUAUGAGCUCACUGUACAGCUGGAAGGCCUGGAAGCCAAGGCAGCCAUCAACAUCCUGGUGAUUGAGAAACCUGGAUCCCCAAGCAGCAUCAGGUUACUGGAUGUCUGGGGCUGCAACGCUGCCCUUGAGUGGACACCACCGCAGGACACAGGCAACACAGAGCUCCUGGGCUACACAGUGCAGAAGGCAGACAAAAGGACAGGGCAAUGGUUCACAGUGCUGGAGCGCUACCACCCGACCACCUGCUCUAUCUCCGACCUCAUCAUGGGUAACUCUUACUCCUUCCGAGUCUUCUCGGAAAACCUGUGUGGACUCAGUGCCUCGGCGGCCGUCACCAAGGAGCUCGCACACAUCCAGAAGACAGAUAUUGUUGCCAAACCUAAGAGCUUUGUUGAGCGAGACUUCUCAGAAGCUCCCUCAUUCACCCAGCCGCUGGCUGACCACACCUCCACCCCUGGCUACAGCACACAGCUCUGCUGCAGUGUCCGAGCAUCACCCAAGCCCAAAAUCAUCUGGAUGAAAAACAAGAUGGACAUCCGGGGUGAUCCCAAAUACCGUGCCCUCUCUGAGCAAGGUGUCUGCACACUGGAGAUCCGGAAACCCAGCCCCUUCGAUUCUGGGGUCUACACCUGCAAGGCCAUCAAUGUGCUGGGGGAGGCGUCUGUGGACUGCCAGCUGGAGGUCAAAGCCUCAGCCACACACUGAGGAGCCACUGGCGGAAGCUGUGAUGAGGAGAAAGGUGCUGCAGGCCUGAGGGGUCAGGGCAGCCAGGGCCAGGAUCAAGCUCCACGGAGGCCCGAGCUCCCCAUCUCCAUAGUGACGACUGAUGGCUUUGCUCCUUGGUACCUGCCUAGCAGGCCCCAGGCCAGGCUUCCUGGACACAAGGGGCCCUGGAAGGUGCAACGAUUGGAGCGCUCCUGUAGAGAGCUGUACA